GUUAAUAAAGAUAGGCAGUGUUUCUCAACCUUGACAAUUUUAAGGCAUGUGGACUUCAACUCCCAGAAUUCCACAGCCAGCCUGAGAAAGAAUCUCUGAAAUUUAUGUUUCCAACAUAUGAACUGUAUCUCUAUGUUCCCAAUUUGGCCUCUUGUUUUUCUCCCUCUGAAGUGGAAAGGGCACAAAGAGACCCAGCCUCCCAGUCUCUCGUACCGGCAUCCAGCCGCCUCCUUGGGGACAGGAAGUCGGCCAUGCCGAGUAGGUCGUUCUGAACGGAAGUGGAAGGACGGCCACAGAAACGGACAGGAAGUUGGCCAUCCCGGGGAGGUCAGUGUGUAGGACAGUGGAGAACUACUGUGCAUGUGUGACUGGAAGUCGGCAGCGUCCCAGGCAUCAUAGAGCAGCCAAGCACUGCUCAGCACAUUGUCUGAACCUCCAGGGUCGGUGUGUGGCCCGCCGCGUCCCCCAACUCUGCACAAUUGAGGUUACCGAAUAAAGUCUAAGAGCGAAGCCGGCUGUGGGAAGGCGGCCGUCAGCGAGCAAAGGCUGGGCCGGCCGGGACGCCUCCCGCUUCCCCCGCUGGACGGCUAAGCCCGAGGAAGCCGGGCGAGAGGACACCAGAGAGGCGCGCCUCCCUCGAAGCUGGACGGCGCGCGGGAGUCCAGCCGCCGCCCCCUCCGACGGGCGAGCGGGAGGGGCGAGCGGCGCGCCCUGGUCCGGCAGCCGCCUUUGGCCCCCCGCCCAGCUGAAAGGCGGCCGGGGGCGAGGCGGGGGCGGAGCCGGCUGGAGGGCGCUGCGCCUGCCGCCGCCGGCAUGGAAGAGGCAACACGAGCCGCGCCCGCCGCCCGGCCUGUCCGGAGGGGCGUCUCAGCGAGAAGGCCGGGGGCGCCUCUCCCGCCCGCCCCUUGAGGCCGGCCCGCCCGCAUGGCCCGCGCGCUGCUGGUGGUGGCUGCCGCCGCCGCCGUCCUGGCCCGGGGGGGCCGCGCCGAGUCCCCAGGUGCGGAACCCUCCCGGGGCCCGGAUCCUGGCUACGAGGACCACGAGGUGGUGUACCCGGUCAGAGUGGACGAGAGGGGCGCCUUCCUCUCCUACAACCUGUCCCACCGCCCGCUGUCCAAAAGGGCCGUCUUCUCACGGAUUCGCCCGGGGGCGUUUUACGCCCUCUUUCACCGAGGGCAGCAGCUGCGCUUCAACCUGAGCCUCAACCCUCACCUCCUGGCCCCCGGCUUUGUUACUGAAAAGCGGUAUGGAGGCAUCUCUCGGGCCCGGAUUCAAGCGUCCAGCCGGAACCCGUGUCAUAUGAUCGGGUCUGUUCAGAACGGGGACAAAGAAAGUGGGCUGGCGGCCCUCAGCACGUGCGAUGGGCUGAAAGGCGUCUUUCACCUGGCUGGCCAAGACUUCUUAAUUGAGCCACUGGCUCCCAGCAACCUGAGGGAGGGCACAGCCCAACCACACAGGAUAUCUCGACGUCAUGUUUGGGAGCACGAAGCUGAAGAGUUUAUUUCGGUCCUGAGCACGAAAGGAGCCAGGAAGCAGCCAGCUUCUGUCAGGAUGUGUGGGGUGCAAGAAUAUGCCAAUGGCUCAGAGAGGUCGAGGGAGCGUUGGGAGGAAAAGCAGCAGAGGAAGCGGCGGAUCAAGCCACGCUCGGUCAGUAAGGAGAAGUGGGUGGAGACCCUGGUGGUGGCUGACACCAAGAUGGUGGAAUACCACGGCAGCCGGCAUGUUGAGAAGUAUGUCCUGACAGUCAUGAACAUGGUGGCUGGUUUAUUCCAUGAUGCCAGCAUUGGGAACCCGGUCCACGUUUCUAUUGUGCGUCUCAUCUUUCUGGAAGAUGAAGAGGAGGAUCUGAAAAUUAGCCACCAUGCCGACAACACCUUGAGAAGUUUUUGCAAGUGGCAGAAAGCCAUCAACCCCAAGGGGGAUGCUCACCCCCUGCACCAUGAUGUCGCCAUCUUGCUCACCAGGAAGGAUCUCUGCACUGCCAUGAACCGACCAUGUGAGACAUUGGGCCUGGCCCACGUCUCUGGCAUGUGCCAACCACACCGGAGCUGCAACGUGAACGAGGACACGGGUCUUCCAUUGGCCUUCACCGUGGCCCAUGAACUGGGACACAGUUUUGGGAUUCAGCACGACGGCAGCGGCAAUGACUGUGAGCCAGUUGGGAAAAGGCCUUUCAUCAUGUCUCCGCAGCUCCUGUACGAUACUUCGCCCCUCACCUGGUCUCUCUGCAGCAGGGAAUACAUCACACGCUUCCUGGACCGGGGCUGGGGGCUUUGUCUGGAUGACCCCCCAGCCAAGGACGUGAUCGGCUUCCCCUCAGUUCCACCCGGAGUCCUCUACGAUGUCAGCCACCAGUGCCGGCUCCAGUAUGGUGCCUACUCCACCUACUGCGAUGACAUGGAUAGCGUCUGCAACACCCUCUGGUGCUCUGUGGGGAACACAUGUCACUCCAAGCUGGACGCAGCUGUCGACGGCACCAAGUGUGAUGAGAACAAGUGGUGCUUCAACGGAGAGUGUGUGAGUGUCGGGUACCGCCCAGAGUCUGUCCAUGGAGGCUGGACAGGCUGGAGCUCCUGGACGGCCUGCUCCCGGACUUGUGGGGCUGGAGUGCAGAACGCGGAGCGGCCAUGCAACAAUCCUGCCCCCAAGUAUGGUGGGCGAUACUGCCUGGGAGAACGGAAACGCUUCAGGGUCUGCAACGCACAGCCGUGUCCGGCAGGGGAGCCCUCUUUUCGGCAGAUCCAGUGCAGCCGUUUUGACCACCGGCCCUACAAAGGAAAGCUUUACAAGUGGAGCCCCGUCCCCAAUGCCAGCAACCCUUGCGAGCUGCACUGUCGGCCCGACAAGGAGUACUUUGCUGAAAAGCUUCGUGAUGCUGCCAUUGAUGGGACCCCGUGCUAUGAAGGGAGCGGCAAGCGAGACAGGUGCAUUAACGGGAUCUGUAAGAACAUUGGUUGCGACUAUGAGAUUGACUCCUAUGCUGUGGAGGACCGGUGUGGUGUGUGCCAGGGGGAUGGAUCAACCUGUCAGACAGUUAAGAAGACCUUUGAGGAGAGCGAGGGGCUGGGUUACGUUGAUGUUGGCCUGAUCCCGGCUGGAGCACGUGAGAUCCAGAUCGUGGAGGUGGCCGAAGCAGAGAACUUCCUGGCUUUGAGAAGUGAGGACCCCAAGAAAUACUUCCUGAAUGGUGGCUGGACCAUCCAGUGGAACGGCGACUACAAGGUGGCUGGGACCACCUUCACCUACAAGAGGAUGGGAAAUUGGGAAAACCUGACUUCUCCAGGGCCCACAGAAGAACCCGUUUGGAUUCAGCUCCUGUUUCAAGAGAAGAACCCGGGAGUUUGCUAUCAGUACACCAUCCAGCAGGAGUCCAGGAAUCAGAGUUCGGUUGCUCCAGCUGAGUUCUUCUGGCACUAUGGACCCUGGACAAAAUGCACAGCUACCUGUGGGACAGGGGUCCAGAGACAGAUGGUGCGUUGCCUUGAGAAAGCCGCUGGGUUUGUGGAGGAGCGGUACUGUGAUGCUCUUAGCCGGCCUGAUGACCAGCGAAGGAAUUGCAACAAGGAACCAUGUCCAGCCAGGUGGUGGGCUGGUGAGUGGCAGGCGUGUUCGGCCACCUGUGGCGACUCUGGACUGAUGAAGAGGACCGUCCUCUGCAUUCAGAGCGUGGCCUUGGAUGAGCAGCAAGCUCUACCGCCAGACAAGUGUCAACAUCUCACCAAACCAGAGACCACAGCCGCUUGCAACCGCGAAGUCCUCUGCUUGGCACCGUGGGUCACGGGCAACUGGUCAAAGUGCUCAGUGACCUGUGGGAAAGGGACCCGAAGGCGCCCCGUUUUCUGCCCCACGGACACCAGAGCCAAGUGCGAUCCAGCGGAAAGACCGGCCGCUGAGCUCGACUGCUGGGCUCCCCCCUGCUGGAGUCGGGCGGAGGGUGCUGCUCCCGACUGGUCUGGAAGUGGCUCUUCAAGCCAGGAACUGUUCAACGAAAUCGAUUUCAUCCCCAAUUAUCCUGCCCCCAAAUUUAGUCCUUCAGCUCCCAAAUCUGAAAAUGUUAUUGCAGGGGAAGUUCUCCCCCCCAACAACCAUAAGAAGGGAAAUGUGUUUGUGGAUGACUUUUAUUAUGAUUAUAAUUUUAUCAAUUUUCAUGAGGAUUUGGUUUAUGAGCUGGUUGAGGAAAAGAACAGUAGAAAGGAAGAUUUGAAGCCCAACUUUGGGGUCAAGAUUUUUCACAAGGUGGAGGCGGAUCCCCAAGAAACGCUUCCUGAUCUUUCCCCCACCACAGACCUGGAAGUCAAGCUGGCUAAUCAAGGUUCCACCUUUCCCACUGUUGGGCAGGAAUAUGAGAAGGUGCACGAUAACGUUCAGGGCAGUAGCACAACUGGCACUUUACAGGAUCCCUUUGUUACCCCAGUUGCCGCCAGCUCUUCCGCUUCAGUUCAUCGGGAAAACUUCCAGCCAUCACUUUCGGACAAUCUCCCCUCCACUAAAACAGUGAAGUCCUCUCCUUUGGAGAGCAACAACCAUGUAUUGGGUGGUGCUACUCAAGAACCUCCUUUUGCAACUACUUUUUUGAAAGACAGCACUGCAAGACCUGGUUCCUCCACCAGCUCUCCUGACUUGGAUGUAAUUACUCCAACAAUGUCUUCUGCCAAGGACAACUAUUGGAGAAGUGAAUUUGGUACUCUUAGCAGCACAGAAAAUCCUGGCGGAAGGAUGCAGGACCCUAAGUUUCCCAACCUCAGUGAUAGCAGCGAUAAUCAUUUGAUGGAAGAAACCAGCAGAAAGCAUAGAGACAGAGCCAUUGUCCUUGGUGAAGGUAAUACAGCUACUGCCUAUAGAGUGAAAGAAAAUCCGGUAAAUUCAUUUGCAACGACAACGGCAAGAAUAACUGGGCCACCCGGCCACCUCGCCCAUCAUCUCUCUCCCUCUGCUGAAGCCUCCUCGCCUGCUUCUGUUCUGGAGGCAAGCAGCCCCUCAGGAUGGGACCUUCUCCAGAAGACCCCCUCGCUGACCGCUGAGCUUCCGUCAGGGACGCCUUUCUCCACGUCUGCAUACCAGUUGUCGGGAUUCAGCAGAACGUUUCGCCAUCCAGACCCUCUGACACCACAGAUACCAACUGAAUCAAACUCUUUGGAUCGGGGCUCACCUUUUCCCAACUUUUCUCCUUCUCCAUUGCUUCCCUCAAACCAGCAGCAAAUGAAUCAGAUUAAGACAGAUUUGGACACUGAGCUUAUGCCUUCCACUGAGGACCGGGAAUUCUCCAGAGGCAGAAGUGAAAGUCCACCUCCCCAUGUGCCAAUUGCCAGCAGUAAAGGAGGGGCUGGCGGGCCUGGGGCGAGGUUUCAGGAACCAGGAGAGAAGAUGGCACCUUCUGUAGUGCCUGCUGCUGCUAUUGCAAUAGCUGCUCUCAACGCUAGCUGGGAAGCUGGAAACUGGAGUGGGUGCUCUACAACCUGUGGCCUUGGGGCUGUUUGGAGGGUUGUGCACUGCAGCACCGGAAAAGAGGACGACUGUGACUUGACUACAAAGCCCACUCCUGCCCGGCGAUGUUAUCUGAGGCCGUGUUCCAAGUGGCACAUUGGGAAAUGGAGUAAGUGCUCCAAGACCUGCGGAGGUGGUGUGAGGGUUCGGAGCAUCCACUGCAUUGAUACACGGGGUCAGCGACCUCUGCGGCCCUUUCACUGCCAAACUGCCUCAUACAAGCCUCCAAUGCAGUUGCCGUGCCACACCAAGCCCUGUCUAAGUUGGUACACCUCCACCUGGAGAGAGUGCUCUGAACUGUGUGGAGGAGGUGAGCAAGAGCGCCUGGUGACGUGUCCCGGAUUGGGGAGGUGUGACCCAGCCCUCCGGCCAAACAGUACAAGACUGUGCAACACCCAGCCCUGCACCAAGUGGAGAGUGGGAUCUUGGGGGCAGUGCACGGCCACGUGUGGCGAGGGUAUCCAGAGGAGGCAAGUGAAGUGCCUGAACACAAAAACCGGACAGGCAGAAGAAGACAGUAGCUUGUGUGAGCACGAACCGUGGCCAGAGAACAACCAGAGAUGCAAUUCCCAGGAUUGUCCUGACAGCGAAGCAGGCUUCAUCUGUGAGCGCGACCACCUCUCCUUUGGCUUCUGCCAGACCCUGCUGUGGCUGGGAAGAUGCCACCUGCCCGCAGUCAGUGUCCAGUGCUGCCAGACCUGCCACCCACAUGGCCUGCUCCAUCGGGAUCGUGGUGAUGAGCGCUCCUCCCGGAAGUGAAUGCCUCCAUGCCCAGGAAGCUCUGGUGGGCGAGAGCUGGAGAAGACCCACUUCAGCCAGUCAGCUCUUCGGUCCACAAGUGCUCAGAAACCAACCAAUAUUUUCUGCCUGGUGUGGUGCUCAAUCCUGUGGCUGAGCUGUGCUCCAGGCAGCGAGAGAAGCCUUGAGCCCACAGCAUUGGAAACAGCUGGCGGGGGCACACACAACCUGGCCCCAGGAAAGCAGCUUUUGGAAGCCACCUCAGAAAUAUCUCUGGUGCUACAGUUGGUCAUAGUCACUCAGUGUUGGCAGGCCAGCACAAAACUCCUGAGGAGUGAUUUUUUUUAAAAAAAGAAUAAAACCAACUAUUUUUAUAUUUUAUGCAAAUGAGCAUGUAGCAUUCCACAGAAUAUAAUUUGAUCAUUUGGUUGGGUUAUAACUACAAAGAUUUUUCUUGUUAUAGAUGUGAGGAGCUUCAGACAGUGAAGUUAAAUAUCCCGGUGCUGGCUGUGCAUGCAUGCACAUGCACACACACACACACACACACACAAACGGUGCUACUGCUCUUGAGACGGUCAGGUGUUUCUAGGCCACCCAGCUGUGGGCGGGUUAGUAAGUCCUCCAGCGGGGCUGGCAAUCCUGUGCCAACCUGACUUGCCAUGUGGGGCCACCUGAGACUUGCAAGCCAAAACGAUGCCUGUAACUGCUGCAGGACAGAGGCCAGUCUGCCUAAUUGCCCAGGUGAGGGACUAAAGGGAAACUUACCUGACUGGCAGCUGUUCUGCCUCCUUUCAUUGCACAACCGAGUCUCCCCAAAGCAUUGUUCACUUUCCUUUGUGAACUAAGAACACUUGAUAUCGGAUCUACAUUUUCUGCAUUUGUAAUUUCAUUGUUAGCCAUAGUGGCAAAAAUACAUUGCUUUCUUACUUGCACCCUGAAAUUGGAGAAAUGGUGCAGGAGUUUCCUUAAAAGUCUACACAGGCCACACGUCCAAACUUUGUGUAAUCUUCAGAUAACAUAAAGAAUUGCCCUGUUUUAAAGGAAGGAUGGCAUGGCUUUGCCUACUUGCCUGUUUGGGGAGAAGGCUGUGGUGGCUGCAUGGGCAGGGCUGCGCAGUAUUUGUAGCAGGCUGUGGAAGCUAUUGGCCCUGGUUUUUUCUGGGAUGUGUUUUGACUCCCCUAUCUAGGGCUAAGAGAAAGGGACUGGCCUGUAGUUAUCCAUGAACUCCAGGGCCUUAACCACGAGACUAAUUUGUCUGCUUCUGAAUACCAAAUGUCAUCCUCAUUCUAAGAUGAAAUUUCCCAAUCAACAUAUCAGAAACAUUGAAAAUUGAUUGGGAGAAAAGUAUUGUAAUACCUUUCUAAAUUUUUAAAGGCUAUAGCUCUCAAGUGUGUUAAACUGCAAUAGCAAAGUUACAUCUAAUCCUGUUGUAUUUUUGUUUUUCUGUUAAAUGUUUAAAUUGUACCCAUC
This is a messenger RNA of Crotalus tigris (Tiger rattlesnake), 7692 nucleotides long. It is a transcript of the gene ADAMTS7, whose product is annotated as ADAM metallopeptidase with thrombospondin type 1 motif 7. The record is from RefSeq and is a predicted model, not a curated record. Gene Ontology annotation, molecular function: metalloendopeptidase activity. Gene Ontology annotation, biological process: extracellular matrix organization; proteolysis. Gene Ontology annotation, cellular component: extracellular matrix. NCBI's taxonomy places the organism in Eukaryota, Metazoa, Chordata, Lepidosauria, Squamata, Viperidae. The transcript is spliced from 25 exons. Bases 925 to 6243 code for a protein of 1772 amino acids.